GGAGGAACGCAGGGCGGGCCCUAGAGUGGUCCAGCCAGCCCAGCUUUCGGGUGCGGAGGCUAGGGAUCUGCGGGGGCAGAUGGGGGAGGCGGGAGGCGAGGCGGCGAAUGCUGAGGCAGCGAAAGCGCAGUGUGGAAGUGCUGCGCGCGCCCUGUGCCGCAGUGACUCUCUGCCACUCUGUCACCCGGGCUGACCCCGUGCCCGCUGGAGAGGCCUCCAACACCCCCGCCUUUCUCCCGAGGGGCGGAGGUCGAGCGCAACGGCGACGCAGCGAGUGGGGUGUGAAGGGGGAGAGGGGCUGCCAUGUCCUUGCUCCAGAAAUUCGGUUUCAUUGGCGGUUUUCUGCCCUUCCGCGCGCCUGCAGCUCCCCCACGCGGCCCCGCAACCAGGCGGAUAACCCUGCCCCCGGCCGCCCCGGGUUUGCAGCCCCUAUGACGUCACGCUCAGCAGCCAAUGGCGGGCGCGGGGGUGCGGCGAGUUCCGGGCCGCACAAUGGCCGCACGCGGGGACAUAUGUCCCCAAUUAGGGCCCGGUGCCGCCAUUGUCCCCUCACCCGCCCUCUCCCAGCAAUUCGGAUCUCCAAGCUAGGCGCGCGCCCCCACGCGGCCCGCUGUCUCUGGGGACCAAGGUCGCAGGGACGGCUCCCGGGAGUGUCGCGGCGCGUCCGAACGAGCAGCGCGCGCCAGGCGGGGGCGCGCGCUCACCCAUCACUGCACGCGGUGACCUUGUGCGGGGCGGCACGGCGUGCCCGCGGACACCGGCCGGGAGCGCGCGGCGGGAGGGCCACGCGGGGCGGGGGGGACGCCUUCGGGGGCGUGCCUGGAGUGCUGAGCUCAGCGCCCUGGAGCCUGCCGGGCUCCCGGUUUCCUCCCGCAUCUCAGCCCAGGAGCCCAGCGAGGGUGACUGAGCGAGCCGGCCCGGCCCUGGGGCGCGGCGGAGACCACAGGCCCGCUUUGUGGCAGCGCUGGGGUAUUCAUCUUGCGUGGCAGUUGCUCCCGAGGGGCGGGGGCAGGGCUCGGCCUCCCCCUUAUCGCAGAGCCGCAGCCGGCAGGGCCCGCAGUGGGGGCGGGGACAGGGAUCCCCUUGGCCGAGCCGCUUGUCCCUGCCCCCUCCCAAGGGGGCCAGGCAAAGGCGCAGCCGGAGGCCCGGGGCCAAUUAGCAUUUUGAUUGCGGGACUGGGGGCCCAUCUGGACCCAGGCCUAAUUACCAGGCGAACCCUCGGGGCGCCAGCGGGACGUGCCAGGCGCAGUCCCUUCACCCCUUCACCGCCUCCUCCCAGACGAUCCGCCCAGUGCUGCGGACCCACCGCAUCCCUGUCCCCCUCCGUUAGUCCCAGUCGCCCAGUCUCUAGGUCGGUGUACUUUUGUUCCUCCGGCCCUUCCCUCAUCCUUCCACCCUCCUGCCCCAUUCUUUGUCCCUCCCUCCGCACCUUUCUUCACUCUCAUUCCUCCACCCCCUUCACUUUUCCCUCCUGUCUCUGUUCCUUCAUCCGUGGGUUCCUCUGUUCCUGCUCGAGGUCCCCAUCCCUGCGGCCCCCAACCCUCUUGAUGGACAGGCCAUCAGAGCACCAACACAUGUGUCCCUCGGCCGCAGCUCUCCAGGGGAUCAUUCAGGCCGACCUUGCCCUGGCUUGCUGGGGUAGAGCCUGCAGUCCCUGCCCCUGUCCCCUGGGAGGGGCAGCUGGGCCCAGGCCUUGGCCAUCAGUCCGAAGCGCCCAGGGUUCGGAGUGCACAUGAGGCCCAGGAGCAAUUACUUGGUCCUCUUCACUCCACCUCCUUUGCAGCAUCCCUGCCACCACCCUGAUAUCUGAGGUCACUGUGCGCCCCCCCCCCGCCCCCGUGUUGUGUGGUCCAGCUAGGAGAGGCUUGGGAAAGACAGUUGGAAAUACCCAUGUUUUUUUCAGCCCUCCUCCACCUGAGGCCACCCUGAGUCUCUCCCACUGAGAACUGGAGGUGUCAGGGGCUUUGUGGCAAGAGAGGAGGCUGGGGUCCCAAGGCAAGACCACUUUGGCCCCCGACAGACCUAGGAGUUUGCAGGGUGCUCCCAUACUCCAGGCCAUUGCAUGGACCGCCCCCCAUAGAGCCUCGGGGUCUCUGUUCCCCUUGUCCUGGCUCACAUUGCAGCAGCUGGGCCCAGCCCAGGUCGGAUAGGAAGGAUUUGGCGAUUGUUCUGUGUUCCUCUGCCUCCCUCUGCGUCAGGGAUGUGCUGCCUCCAGGCCCAGCAGGUCCCAUGUUACUGAAAAGCCGAACUUUAAGGGGGAGACUUCCAGUGGCUUUUUUUUUUUUUUUUUUUUUUUUUUUGUCUUUUUGCCAUUUCUUGGGCCGCUCCCUCAGCAUAGGCAUAUGGAGGUUCCCAGGCUAGGGGUUGAAUUGGAGCUGUAGCCGCCAGCCUACACCAGAGCCACAGCAACACAGGAUCCGAGCCGUGUCUGCAACCUACACCACAGCUCACGGCAACGCCGGAUCGUCAACCCACUGAGCAAGGGCAGGGACCGAACCUGCAACCUCAUGGGUCCUAGUCGGAUUCUUUAACCACUGCGCCAUGACGGGAACUCCGACUUCCAGUGUUUUAACCUCAGCACUUUGCCCCCAGCAGGUCCAGGAGUCCUGAGUGUGCCCACCCUGGCCCUACCCUCUGUUCCAGUUGGUGUAUCUGGAGCAAUUUCCGCCUUCACCCCACUCAUCUUUAUUGAACAUCUGCCUGUGCUCUGAAGAGCGCGUUUGGGGGCAGGGCCAGCAGACACUGGCCUCUGUGCUCAUGGAGCCCACGGCCCAGCCCAGGACAGAGAUGCUAAGCAGAAAGGUGAGUAGACCGGUGAAAGCUUGGAUGAUGAGGGCAAGGGGUAAAGGACCUUGGGGAAGACAAGCCGUGGAAGCUACUGAAACCGAACUGUCCUGGGGAAGACAACCCAUGCAGAGGCCCUGUGGUCCCAGUAGGGGGUAUGCGGGCAGAAAUCCUAGGCCACAGAAGGGCAAGUGCAUGAGGGGGGGCUGUCAGAAGUUGAAGCAGGAGAGGAAGCGGGCAAAGGCUAGCCUGAGAGAUGGUUGUGGUCCUUGAUGUCUACUCCAGAGAUGCUGUGAUUGGCUGUCUUUGAGAAGAAGCAGCGAGGCCAGUGGGGAUAAGCAGAAAGCUUGAGUUUAUCCAGCUUUGGGCUUUGGCUGGGUGAGCUACCAAGAGGCAUCUGAGUCAUGGUGUACAAGGGUGGUAGCAUUGCCUGGGGAAUUGGACCCGGGGAGGAGGGUGAGGACGGCAUCGUGGGGGCGCUAUGCUGGGUCAGGAGUGCUCGAGCCAGGAGGGGGCUGAUGGUCAGAGAGACCGGUGUUGAACUGAAACGUGGGGGCCCCUGGAAGUGACAGGGUCGAGGGUAUCAUUGAGGUGGAAGACAAGGGGGCCACUGACAGGAGGAAGAGGCCAACACUGAGGGGCUGAGAGCUGAGAGGUGGGCCUCAAGAAUCCUGAGACCACCAGGCAUUCACACAUGACAGCGAUGGGGCGUGAUGCCCACAGCAAGGGCUGGGGUGGGUGGUCAGUGCAGCAGGAAUGGGAAAGGGGCUGCAGACGGUGGCGAGGCCCAGGGCGAGGCAGAGAGAAAAGGCAGCCCCAGGAAGGCUGGCAGGAAGGGAGCCCGCUGUGGGGGCCUGCUGAGUGACAGGGCUGAGGAACCUGGGGGCAUGGCUGGUGCCCAGAUCCAGGGGAGGGUUUCAGGAUCGGGGGGGAGCUUUGCUCCCAAACAUGUGGUGUGUGCUGGGAGGGGCUCAUGCCGACGGGGGCUCGAGGCAGACCGGUCCCUGCUGGGAUGGGAGUGAUAGAUCUACAGUGGAGGCUUGAUGCACCUGAAAAUGUCCGCUCGAAAAGACCCAGAAAAACAAAGGGCAGAUAUCAAAGCAGUAGAAAAUACUUGCAGUAAGUACGCCAAUGGCUAAUAUUCUGCUAGUGAAACAACUGAUAUCAAGUGAACUUGGCACUGAACAGAGACGCCGAUCCCCCGAAGGGUUAACAGGAAAUUUACUACACAAGAGAGAAGGCUUCACCAGGAGAGACAUGCAAAUUAAACAACAAAAAUACAAAUUUAGAGGAUUGGGGGGCUUUUCUUUUUUUAGGGCUACACCUGUGGCAUAUGGAAGUUUCCAGGCUAGGGGUCGAAUCAGAGCUGCAGCUGCCAGCCUACACCACAGCCACAGAAAUGCAGGAUCCUUAACCCACUGAGUGAGGCCAGGGGUUGAACCUGCAUCCUCAUGUGUAGUAGUCAGCUUCAUUUUUGCUGAGCCACAGCGAGAACGCCUUUAAUUUAUUUUUUAUUUUUUAAAAAUUUUUCUGGGGGGAGCUUUAAAGGAGGCAGCAGAGUGGGAACAGGAAGAGUGAGAGAGUGAGCUCUCCAGGUGGAGGAGGAAGAAGAGGGGCAGGCGGUGAGCCGAGGAUGGCACCUGGGCCACCAAGCGGGAGGCUCCACCAGCAGGCAUCGGGCUGCCAUCCUGCCUGAGCUGCACAGAAGCUUGGCCGGCCGUCUGGCAGCCCGAAGUUCCUAGCGCAACGUGGAUUUCCUGACCUGUGGAGCUCACACUUUCACUCAGCAUUGGCUCUGGAACAUUCACACCUGCACGGCCUGGAGCCUGCUCCCUUCCCAGAGGGAGGGGUCCACGGGGUCCACGAGCUGUGUCCUCUGCUGCCCCUGAACUGUCUCACUCCCUCGGGGACCAGGCCGCCGAGGACCACACUUCCCACCGGACAGCAGGUCACUCUUCUGAAUUCUAGGAGGCCUCCCUCCCAUCCCCCAUCGCCACUUCUGGGGUUUUCUUUGUGGUGCGCACAUGACGCAUCGCCCCCGCGUCCUUCCAGGAAGGACUUUGGCCCAGUUCUUGAAGUGGACACCUCCAGCUGUCAGAGGGCCCAGCCAUGGCCCCUGGCCCCGCGUCCUGGCCUUUGAGUGGUGGCCUGCCUCCCAAGGCUGAUGGAUGCGAGAGCAAGGGGCCUGCCAUUUGGGCCUCACACGGACGCCUCUGGUGAGCCAUUCUGACCGCGCAGCUCUCGCCGUGUGCUGAGCUGGCCUUGGCACCCUGCUUCCUCUCUUUCCUCCACGGGGCCGUCAAGACACCUUGUCUACCACUGCCUCCGAGUCGCCGUCUUGGAGACCCCAGCCCAGGAGCUUUAGUCGGGAACUGUCUGACGGGCUUGGGCAGGCUCGCUCACUGCCUGGCCGGCACUGCCUGAGCGUGGGGCACUGCUGCACGUGGGGCACAGACAGGCCCGGGCAUGAGGCUGGGGUCCCGGGGGGAAGACAUUCAUCGGUGGUGAGCAGGGAUCCCACAGGAUGGGGACGCACCGACGGGCCCGCUGGACCAGGUGUUCGGAAUGCGAGGGAGCCACUGUCACGGCAGAGCUGAUGGGCGGGUGUGGCUCAGCUCUGUUGAAAGGCCGAAGAAAGGACGGUGGGCGCCUGGGAGCUGUUAUCCAGCCACUGGAGGCCACGGCCCUUGGGCCGCAAAUACUGGGGGAGGCCCCGCCUCUGCAGCCGAGCGCAGAAAGCAGCGAGGGUCAGGACAUGGACGUGACCGUCAGCGGGGCCGAGCUCCAAAGGAGCGUCGGCGGAUGUCCGCCUCCAGCACAGAGGCAGUUACAGGAACGCGAGUUACCAGCCUAUCGAAACAGCUCAAGCACUGGAGGAAAUCAGCAAGCAGUGGCUCUCAAGACACUGCACGUCAGUCGAUGACGGACAGUGACAUCUGAGAGUGACAAGCAAGGGCCGCACCCACAGAGGUUCCCAGGCUAGACCUCUAAUCGGAGCUACAGCUGCUGGCCUACCCCACAGCCACAGCAACGAGAGAUCCGAGCUGCGUCUGCGACCUACACCACAGCUCCACGGUAACGCCGGAUCCUUAACCCACUGAGCAAGGCCGGGGAUCGAACCUGCAUCCUCAUGGAUGGUAGUCAGAUUCGUUAACUGCUGAGCCACGAAGGGAACUCUGACAUAGUUUUAAAGGCGUCGGAUCGGCUUGGAUGAAGAGACAAAUGUGAAGCAGGUCAAGAACACGGGCCCUGGAGGUCCCGUCGAGGCGCCGCGGAAACAGGCCGACUAGGAACCAGGAGGCUGCGCUUAACCUGCUGCACCACCAGGGAGGUCCUUUUAUUUCUCCGGAUCAGGUGGAUCUGUUAUGUUUCCUAGUCUGGGAGAAGCGGUUUUUGUAGCAGACCCCCCAUGCAACGCAGCAGCACCCUCCCUCUGGUCACCAGAGCUGUAUGCUCCAGCGUGCCCUCUGUGUGGGCUGCCAGGGUCCUUCUGCGCUGCCAGGGCCUGCCACUGUGGGCGCGCGGGUAGCGGGCUGGCCCCUGGCCGGUUGGGCUUUUGCAGACCUGGAUCACGCAGAGGGUCGCCCCCUGGGCGGGGUCUUGACUCUGGUCUCCGCCCCUCCUGCCCAUCUGGUGUGGCUCCCUCUUCCUCACUUUCGCUUUCGUUGGGAAGAGCCUUUCUGCUGCUCAUUCCCUGUAAAUAGCUGCAAUGUUGGUCCCUGUGGGAGGAGGUGGGCUCAGGGUCCCCCUGCUCCACCCCCUUGGCCUACACAUAACAAUGUGGCCUUGGCCAGGAAUUAGUCGCCAGACCACCUGGCUCUCUGGACCAGGGUCUGGAAAAUGCAGUCUUUAUUGGGUGGGUUUAUAUGCCAGCUAAACAUGGGGGGGGGGCCUUUUCUGAGGAACAAAUGGAAGAUGGGCAGGGGGGCGUGCUCCCCAUUCUGACGGUGUCCCCAGUCGUCUUCUCUGCUGCCAGCCAAGACUGUUUUUCUUGCAAAUGUCCCUUGUCACCUGCUUCAUAAUAAAUAGCUCUCUGUGAGGCUAUUCCCACCUGCACAGUAAUAUGCA
Messenger RNA from Sus scrofa (pig), 6852 nucleotides. Lineage: Eukaryota; Metazoa; Chordata; Mammalia; Artiodactyla; Suidae. The record is from RefSeq and is a predicted model, not a curated record.